This is a messenger RNA of Centruroides sculpturatus (bark scorpion), 997 nucleotides long. Its product is annotated as translational activator of cytochrome c oxidase 1-like. The coding region runs from base 87 to 941 and encodes 284 amino acids. Gene Ontology annotation, cellular component: mitochondrion. The transcript is spliced from 5 exons. The record is from RefSeq and is a predicted model, not a curated record. NCBI's taxonomy places the organism in Eukaryota, Metazoa, Arthropoda, Arachnida, Scorpiones, Buthidae.
UCUUAGUGUCAUGGCGGCACUUUCGCGUGGUAUUUUGCGUGAAUUUUGAUCUCUUUUUAAACUUCUUUUGCGGAAUCAAAACAGCUAUGACACACUUUUGUACGUUUUUACGUAUCAAAACAUUACAUAAUCAGUUAAGGUAUUUGGAUCGAUUGACAGAAUUUUCUAGAUAUAAAGCCAGCAUUUCUCUUGUGUAUCAUAAAUCAACGUGGUCAAAGUAUGAGACUUUUAAAGGUGCACAGCAUCCUCCUCCGUUAUUUUGUCAAACGAGAACGGCUGGCCACAGUAAAUGGCAAAAUAUAAGACACAUCAAAGCAGCUAAAGAUUUGGAAAAAUCGAAAAUUGCCCAAAAAAUUUAUCUUCAAGUGAAGAAAGCUGUGAUUGAGGCCGGACCAAAUCCUAAAUAUAAUUCUAAAUUACAGCAAUUGCUUGAUUUGGCUAAGGAUAACAGUAUACCAAAAGCAACUGUAGAUAAAGCUAUCAACAAAGCAUUAAAUACAAAACUGACUACUGCACAUUUUGAAAUAUUGGGACCUGGUGGAAGUUUUUUCAUAGUUGAAGUUGAAACUGAUAACAUGUCAAAUACUACUCAUGAAAUAAGAGGAAUUUGUCGAAAAAAUGGAGUUGCAACUGUUCCAGAAGGAAGAGUAAAAUCACAAUUUGAAACAAAGGGAGUGAUUAUAGUGUCAGAAACAAAUGAUAAUUCAACCUUAGACCAUGCUGCUGCAGUAGAUUUAGCAAUAGAAGCAGGAGCUGAAGAUGUUCAAGAAAGCACUGAUGAAAAUAAUAAAAAGAUAUUAAAGCUUGAUAAUGCUAAUGUAGAAUAUAUACCAAGAAUCAGAGUAACAUUGAGUGAUGAACUAUUGGAAGUGGCUGGAAAAUUAUGUACUAUGUUAGAAGAAUUACCAGAAGUUAUAAAUAUAUAUGAUAAUAUAGAAUAAUGCAGAGUGUUUUGUUGUAGUUCAGUUAUAGAAAAUAAAGACAUUUACAACCAUUC